UUCCACACUAGUCCAGCCAAGGAUCACCUCCACCACUGACCAAUAAAGUGUAGAUCUUAAAGCAGUGACGCUAUUCCCAAGGUAAUCCCUGAACGUGUUGGUGGGGUGAAGGGUUCCACAAGUAGAGGGGUUUAAGUUUGGCUUUUUUGACACAUUCACCCAACAGCUCCUGACGUCUGGUUACCCCUCUUGUUCUUGAUCCAUCUACCUACCCAACUUCAUCUAUCUCACCUUUCACAUCUACACGACAACUUCAACAAUUGACAAAUCAAUUAACCGUACGAAAACAAAAACGAAACAAACAAUCUCGCAAACAUGGUCCAAGUCGGCGAUUCCAUCCCCAGCAUCGAGCUCCAGGAGAAAGCACCUGGCAACAAUGUUGAUCUGAGCAAGGAGCUCGCCACGGGCUCUGGUAUCGUUAUUGGAGUGCCAGCUGCGUUCAGUAAGUUUUCCUUCGUCGGAUUUUAUUCUUCUAUAUCUAUUUUAUUCUGUUGGAAUGGCGUACUGUGCUUGAUAAUGUACAAUUUGCUAUUCGCGGUGUUGUAGAGAGAAGAUUAUCUACCCCUCAUUAGGACCGGUCCCAGCAUUGCUAACCACAACCUCUCAGGCCCAACCUGCUCCGACACCCACAUCCCCGGCUACAUCGUCUCCCCCAAACUCAAGGACGCGGGAAAAGUCUUCGUCAUCUCCGUCAACGAUCCCUUCGUGUACGUCCUAUUCCAUUCCCUCCCUUCCCCCCUCCCUUUCAAUCUCCUCCUCCCCCGCAAAAUCCCCCAACUAACACACCCACCCACCCCAGCAUGAACGCCUGGUCCAAAUCCCUCUCCACCCAAUUCGGCGAGUCCAGCAUCCGCUUCCUCGCCGACCCCGCCGGAGCCUUNACCCACCCACCCCAGCAUGAACGCCUGGUCCAAAUCCCUCUCCACCCAAUUCGGCGAGUCCAGCAUCCGCUUCCUCGCCGACCCCGCCGGAGCCUUCACCCGCGCCCUGGACCUCGAGUUCCCGGCCGCUGCCAUGCUGGGUACCAACCGCAGCAAGCGAUAUGCUAUGGUGGUGAAGGAUGGAAAGGUGGAGAAGAUUGAGGUGGAGGCUGUGCCUUCUGAUGCGAAGGUUUCUACUGCUGAGGCUAUCUUGGGUUAAGUGCUUCCUGGGGGAGAGUGCAAAAAGGAAAGGAGGAAGGAGGGAGUAGAUAGGAUGGGACGGAUAGUGGUUUGUGGGGAAUUGAUGCAUUGCAUUGUGAUUCGGUAUCUUGCCGCCUGUCUACCUUUC
Hymenoscyphus albidus is the source of this 1269-nucleotide messenger RNA. The record is from the annotation of a GenBank genome assembly. Lineage: Eukaryota; Fungi; Ascomycota; Leotiomycetes; Helotiales; Helotiaceae.